Molecule: messenger RNA, 1669 nt
Organism: Punica granatum (pomegranate)
Lineage: Eukaryota; Viridiplantae; Streptophyta; Magnoliopsida; Myrtales; Lythraceae
Source: RefSeq, a predicted model, not a curated record
UGGAAACUUCCCUUGGACUGUUUUUCCCAGUCUUUUUGCACUGAACUGCCAAAUAUCCCUUUUGUUUGUAAUGGAGACUUCUCUUUUCUUAUUUCCAUACAGUAACCAAAUUAGAAUUGCAAAAAGAUUGAUAGAGGAAGGAGCGAGAUUCUGGAACUCAAUUUCACAAGAUAACCAACACGUGAAUUGGGAGAGUGUGGUUUUCGAGAUCGAAGAGCAGGUCAUGAAGAUAUCGUGCUGCAAUACAAGAUCUCUCAGCCAACAGGAUUUUGAGAUUCUUCCGAGAGUCGCUGGAUGCCGUGAUUGUAUGACAAAAGAGAACUUCGAGAAAAUGUGGUUGGUUUAUAUCCUGUUGCCUUUGCUCUAUCGAGAAGUGCACUGAGAGAGGUGAUGGGCCUCUAAAUCGCCCACAUGGAUAGAAGGAUUUGUCACGAAGGAAGAAGCAGAAGCUUCGCUUCAGAUAUUGAUUCAGGCUGAUCUCACCUUCAAGUUUCAUACCUGGAGUGAGGUACUACGAGUUAUCUACUUAAAUAUUUGAUUCAGAUAUCAUUACCCAAAAAAAAAAAAAUGUCGAUUCAGAUAUUCAAUUUGUUGAUAUUAAUUCUCCAUGACAAAAAAAAAAAUAUACAUACAUAUAUGUCGAGUUACAUUCUUAUGGUAUUUUAAAAACAUUUACCGACUAUAGAAGAGUUGCACGAUGUUGCUAACCAGAACGAAUAGGAGGCCGAAAAAUAUAGCCAGCGAGAUCAAGACUUCGUUGAGAGAAAUCAUUCUUAAGAAAGUGAAGACAAUGGAGAAAGGGGAAGUAGGUUAUGAGGAAUUAUUGGGUCUUCUACUUGAAUCAAAUCAUCGGGAAAUCGUGGAGAGUGGGCACGAGAAAGGGAUGAGCAUCGACAAGGUGAUCAGUGAGUGCAAGUUAUUUUACUUAGCCGGGCAGGAGACGACUGCCAUUCUGAUUGUUCGGACUCUGAUACUGCUGAGCAAGCACUAUGACUGGCAAGCUAAGGCAAGGGAAGAGAUUCUGCAAGUCUUCGAGGACAAAGAACCCAAUUUCGACGGCUUAUUACGCUUUAAAACUGUGGAUAGGGUCCUGCGACUAUACCUGCUGGGAACUGGUAUGUACCGAAAAACUUACAGGGCUGCCAGAUUGGGUGCGUACUACCUUCCCUUGGAUGUUAUCAUUUUCAUGCCAGUCCUCCUAGUCCACCACGACCAACAAGUACGGGGCAAAGAUGCGCAAGUUUUCAACCCGAAGAGGUUCUCAGGAGUCUCUAAGGCAAGCACUGGUUAGUCCCUGCUCCCGUACCUGCCCUUCAGUGCUGGUCCAAGAGUCUGCAUCAGUCAGAACUUUGCUUUCAUCGAGGCCAAGGCUGUCCUGGCAAAGAUCUUGCCGUGGUUCUCAAUGGAACUGUCUCCAUCCUAUUAGCAUGCUCCUUCGAACCUGCUCACUAUCCGGCCCCAGUUCGGUGCUCCGCUCAUCUUGCAGAAAUUAUCAGGUGUUGUUUAAUAAGUUGAGUGCGGGAAGGAAGAUGGAUUUAAUCCUCUGAUCAUGUUCCAAAUCCAGCCAUUAAUUAUAAGAUGUAGUGUUUUAUCAUAAACGUCAAUAAAACUAGCAGUACGUCUUGCUGCGCUGAGUCACUAACUAAUAGUCCAACAUAAUUUGUUUUAA